AAUAUGGGGAGAGAAAAUGAGACAUCCAUUGUUGAUUUUGUCCUCCUUGGACUCUUCCCGGGAACGAGGCAUGUCGAGUUCCUGAUCUGUACCAUUCUCCUUGUCUAUGUUGUUGCCAUCACAGGAAACACCAUCUUGAUCCUUCUCCUCUCCCUGGAGCCCCAGCUUCACAGCCCCAUGUACUUUCUGCUCAGCCAGCUGUCCCUCAUGGACAUCUUUCUCAUCUCCAUGACAGUCCCUAAGAUGCUAACCAACUUUUUCUCAGGGACAUCAGAUAUUUCCUACACUGGCUGUGGAAUUCAGAUGUAUUUACAUUCUGCCCUUGGAGGCAGUGAAUGUAUUUUGCUCACCCUUAUGGCCUAUGACCGAUACAUUGCUAUUUGUAACCCCUUGAGAUAUGUGGUCAUCAUGAAUUCUGAAGUUUGCCUGCAGAUGGCCGUCAUGUCCUGGUUAGGGGGUGCAUUUAAUUCCCUAGUGCAAACCACAUAUACUAUGCAUUUUCCCAGAUGUGGCUCAAGAAAAGUACACCAUUUCUUCUGUGAGCUACAGGCAGUCCUCAAGCUGUCAUGUGAAGACACUUCUACUUAUAAUAAAGUUGUGUUUGUGAUUGGUAUCAUCUUUCUCCUCACCCCUUUUGGCCUCAUUCUGACUUCUUACAUUUUUAUUUUCCUCAGUGUUGUCCACUUAAAUUCUUCCAAGGCAAGAAAUAAAGCUCUUGCCACGUGCUCUUCCCAUCUGAUGGUGGUGUUUCUCUACUUUGGUCCAACCAUGUUCAUCUACAUGAUUCCCAGCUCCUUGCACACUGCAGAGCAAGAUGAGGGGCUGUCUGUGUUCUACACCAUCCUCACCCCCAUGAUGAACCCCCUCAUAUACAGCCUAAGGAACAGGGAGGUAGGAGAGGCUUUGCAGAAAAUCCUGGGAAAAGCCUGAGUAUGAAAUAAGAAUGGCAACAUUGAGAGUUUCUAAAUUCAGCCAGCAAAGCCAUGACUUCUUUGUGGAUAAGAAUAUAUGCCUUAAGUUAUCAAUUUUUAACUGUGUGUACAACAUGAAAAUCAUCAGAAUAUUUUAAAUUAUCUAACUGAGCGAUAUGUAAUUUGCCCCCAUGCUUCAGAAAUGUAGAUAUUACUUUGCUAAUUUUGUUCCUGUCAAGCUAUUAACUAUUGGGUUUAUAGCCAAUCUGCUAUGACAAAAAUAAGUUUCCUUAUUUACUAUCAAGCAGACUUAAAAUCAUCCCAAAAGGGCAAGUGCAUGAUUCUUCCACACCUUACUCCUGUCUGCAAAUGACAAUGGUCAUAAUUACCUACACUCUGGCACCAGGAAAAUUUUCUUCAACUAGACUAUAAGACAGUCCAUUCAUUUGAGAACUAAGGGAACACAUGGAAUGUAUCUGGGUGAGACUUGCAGUAAACUUUAAGCAUUUUCUUCCAUAAUUGUGUUCUUUCCAUGUAAGUGGAAAUUUCAGGUCAAUUUAUACAGCAACUAAAAUAAUAUAUUUUAUUCUAGAUAUCCUGCUUUGUUUACAAGAGAAAAAAUCAUAUUCCUUUAGAAACCAAAAGUUUAAUUUCAUGUUCAAGGUAAACAAGAUGUUAAAUGGAAAAACCAUGCAUUUAAACUUAAUUUUCUGCGUCUUCCCUUUGGUUCAUCAUGGAUGAUGUUUCUUUCAGAAAUAAAUAAUAUUAUCUAGUACAAGUAACUUAUAAUUUUGUUCAGAUCCAAAGUCUAAUUUACCAAUGUGUUUAUCAUGAAGUAUUUUCUGCUAAAUUCUCCCU
This is a messenger RNA of Manis pentadactyla (Chinese pangolin), 1769 nucleotides long. RefSeq names its product olfactory receptor 2M2-like. Gene Ontology annotation, molecular function: G protein-coupled receptor activity; olfactory receptor activity. The record is from RefSeq and is a predicted model, not a curated record. The coding region runs from base 4 to 930 and encodes 308 amino acids. Gene Ontology annotation, cellular component: membrane. Gene Ontology annotation, biological process: G protein-coupled receptor signaling pathway. Lineage: Eukaryota; Metazoa; Chordata; Mammalia; Pholidota; Manidae. The transcript has a single exon.